Molecule: messenger RNA, 741 nt
Organism: Maudiozyma barnettii
Lineage: Eukaryota; Fungi; Ascomycota; Saccharomycetes; Saccharomycetales; Saccharomycetaceae
Gene: MRPL11
Product: mitochondrial 54S ribosomal protein uL10m
Exons: 1
Coding region: 1-741 (246 amino acids)
Biological process (GO): translation
Cellular component (GO): mitochondrial large ribosomal subunit
Molecular function (GO): structural constituent of ribosome
Source: RefSeq, a predicted model, not a curated record
AUGUUGAAAAACUCUCUAUUUUUAAUUAAUCCUCAUCUGCUACGUUGCAAUGGUCGCUCUUUGACGAGAAUGAGCUCCAUCCGUUUUGGGUCAAGUGCUGUAAUCACUGCAAAACCUCAAGAUAUUGAAUUGAAUAAUGGAAGACAAACUGUUAAAGCUCCAAAUUCAAGAAAGACAUUUUUGAUAGACUCGUAUAAACAUAUGAUGGAGACUCAUCCGGUCGUGAUCUUCCUACAUUAUAAUAAUUUGAUCAAAUCCGAAGAUCAUUAUUUUAGAGAUCAAAUUAAAACUACUAAUGGAACAUUACAUAAAAUUCGUAAUAAUUUAUUCAAAGUUUAUUUGAAAAAUUCUAGUCAAAUAGAUCCAUGUGCUCCAAUAGAUAGUAAAGAUGAAACGUUGAUUAAAAACCAUCCUUUGCAUCCAUUAUUUUCAGGUCCUACGGCUGCAAUCACUUAUAAAGAUAUUAAUCCAACAGAUAUUGCUAAAUUAAUUAAAGUAUUGAAUUUAGCAAAGGAUAAAUUGUUCGUUAUUGGUGCAAAGAUCGAUGCUGAAGUUAUGGAUCCUUUCCAAUUAGGUACAUUCAGUAAACUACCUUCAUUACCGCAAUUACAAGCUACAUUAGUAUCUAUGUUACAAAUGUCUGGUGGUGGUGGUUUAGUACAAACAUUAGAAUCGUCAACUCAAAAAUUGUAUUUAACUUUGAAAUCGCAUGAGGAUAAUAUUAAGGAACCAAAAGAAUAA